This is a messenger RNA of Rhipicephalus sanguineus (brown dog tick), 1193 nucleotides long. RefSeq names its product steroid receptor seven-up, isoforms B/C. Gene Ontology annotation, molecular function: zinc ion binding; RNA polymerase II cis-regulatory region sequence-specific DNA binding; nuclear receptor activity. Gene Ontology annotation, biological process: anatomical structure development; regulation of transcription by RNA polymerase II; cell differentiation. Bases 156 to 1193 code for a protein of 345 amino acids. NCBI's taxonomy places the organism in Eukaryota, Metazoa, Arthropoda, Arachnida, Ixodida, Ixodidae. The record is from RefSeq and is a predicted model, not a curated record. The transcript has 5 exons.
CCGCGGCACGGGGGGGCGCCGCGCAGAGACGCACUAAUCGGCCCCGUGAACCAUGGCCGGCCGGAGGUGGCCUCCCGGCUCCUGCUGCUGCUGCUGCCGCCGUAGCAGCCCCCCGUGCGCGUAGCGGGCGCGUGCGUUGGGCGCGACGCCACACCAUGGCGCUCGCCAUGACGCCCUGGAGAGACUCCGUGGACCCGGCCGACCUGGUGAUCGGCCUGCCGCCGCCGCUGCCCCCGGGUACACCGCACUCCUCAUCGUCCUCGGACAAGAACGGACAGCACGCGAACAUCGAGUGCGUCGUGUGUGGCGACAAGAGUUCGGGCAAGCACUACGGCCAGUUCACCUGCGAGGGAUGCAAGUCCUUCUUCAAGCGCAGCGUGCGCCGCAACCUGACGUACACGUGUCGCGGAAACCGAAACUGCCCGAUCGACCAACACCACCGGAACCAGUGCCAAUACUGCCGCCUCAAAAAGUGUCUCAAAAUGGGCAUGCGUCGAGAGGAUCACUCGUGGACGAAAUCCAGGGUAGCGACACCACACUGCAGGAACAGCUUCGCGUGCUCGGUACCCAUAGAAAGUGGUGCUAGGUCGUCCCUGCUAGGGCUGAUCGAAGAACAUACCGCGGCGCUAUCUGAAGCCGUGCAGCGGGGCCGGGUGCCGCCGUCGCAGCAUGGCGGCCUGCCGGGUCAGAUGUCGCUGAGCAACGGCGACGCGGCGGCUGCAGCGGCGCUCAACGGCCACUCGUACCUGUCCAGCUUCAUCUCGCUGCUGCUGCGCGCCGAGCCGUACCCCCCGAGCAGGUACGCGCAGUGCAUGCAGCCGAACAACAUCAUGGGCAUCGACAACAUCUGCGAGCUGGCUGCUAGGUUGCUCUUCAGCGCUGUCGAGUGGGCCCGCAACAUACCCUUCUUCCCGGACCUGCAGGUGACGGACCAGGUGGCGCUCUUACGGUUGGUCUGGAGCGAGCUGUUCGUGCUGAACGCGUCGCAGUGCUCUAUGCCGCUGCACGUGGCGCCCCUACUGGCGGCAGCGGGUCUUCACGCGUCGCCCAUGGCGGCGGACCGCGUGGUGGCCUUCAUGGACCACAUCCGCAUCUUCCAGGAGCAGGUCGAGAAGCUCAAGGCACUGCACGUGGACGCCGCCGAAUACAGCUGCCUCAAGGCCAUCGUGCUCUUCACCACCGGUCCAGCGUAA